Molecule: messenger RNA, 5565 nt
Organism: Plodia interpunctella (Indianmeal moth)
Lineage: Eukaryota; Metazoa; Arthropoda; Insecta; Lepidoptera; Pyralidae
Gene: GramD1B
Product: GRAM domain containing 1B
Exons: 17
Coding region: 184-2316 (710 amino acids)
Biological process (GO): intracellular sterol transport
Cellular component (GO): endoplasmic reticulum membrane; endoplasmic reticulum-plasma membrane contact site; plasma membrane
Molecular function (GO): sterol binding; sterol transfer activity
Source: RefSeq, a predicted model, not a curated record
GGCAACUGGUACUUGCGAAAUGUCAUUACAAUCCACCGAAUCAAAUCAAUCGUUUACAUUCUUUCUUUGCAAGUAUUUUGUAAGAGAAUUCGUCAAAUCAGAUAAUGAUAGUGAAAAUCGCAGCUGUUUACGUUAGCUCGUGUGUAGACGAAGCAAACGUAAUCUAGUGUUUUAUAUGUUAACAUGAGUACUUCGGAAUUGGACAGCCGCAACAUCGCUAUUUCCAUGAGAAAAUCUGUUGAGAACUUGGUGAUAUCGUCUCAAGAUGCCAUUGGUCAGAGCAUCAGCCAAGCGCUCAGCUUCUCCGGUGUCAUCACUCAGCACACCAACCAGAUCAUUCAGGAGAACAGGAGUGUAUCCCGUUCACCCUCCCCUUCACUCAGGAACGCAGACGCUGGAAUAGACCUCUCUGACAAUGACAAGGUGUCAGAGCUGUCUAUACCGCUGCCGUCGCUCCCCGCGGCCGACGCGGUGUCAAUCUCCAGCAGCAGCGAAGCGGUCACAGCACUCACCAGAAAUGAUAAGGCGGGGGCGGGCCGCGGCGCGGACGGCCGCAAGAAGAAGAGCUGGUACAACUCCCUGUACCCGACCUACAAGAGCAAGUCCGACGACUUCAAGCGGCUGUUCAAGGACCUGCCCGACGACGAGAGGCUUAUCGUGGACUACUCGUGCGCGCUGCAGAAGGAUAUCCUGGCGCACGGGCGGCUGUACGCGAGCCAGAACUACCUGUGCUUCUACGCCAGCAUCUUCGGCUGGGAGACCAGCAUGGCGCUGCGCUGGAAGGACGUCACCGCCAUCACCAAGGAGAAGACCGCGCUGGUAAUACCGAACGCGAUCCUAGUGUGCACAGAGAGCGAGAAGAACUUCCUGACGUCAUUCUCAGGGAGGGACAAAGCCUACCUGAUGUUGUUCAGAAUUUGGCAGAACGCUCUCAUGGACCAGCCGAUGAGCAGUCAGCAGAUUUGGCAGUGGGUGCACAGGUGCUACGGCGAGGAGCUGGGGUUCAAUUCCGACGACGAGGGCUACUCGCGCGACUUAGCGGGGGACGCGCCGGCUCUCGCCGUCGACACCACUUCAGAGGACGUAUUGGACUCGUCGAUGGAGGCGAGCGCGGGCACGGACGCGCGGCCGGAGCGCCCUCGGGCUCCGCUGUUCCCGCGGGACUCCUCCCCGCCGCUCGUAACGAACGGAUCCGGGACGUACAGAGACGAGGAAGCAGGCGACACACUACCCACAGAUAUGUCGGACACCAGUGACAGCGACCCGGACAAACAUAACAACAGUGAGCAGCAGACGUGCACGUCGCCAUCGCACUCGGACGGCAAGCUGCUGCUGCAGCAGCAGUUCCCCUUCAACGUGGACACCAUGUUCACGAUGAUCUUCACCAGCUCCAAGUUCAACCUCGAGCUCCUGGCCGCGCGCGGCACCACCGACUACGUACAGGCGCCGUGGCAGCCGCAGGGCGGGCUGGAGUGCCGCCAGUGCAAGUACACGCUCAGUAUCGCGUCCGGGCCCAUCGGGCCCAAGGAGGUGCAGGUCACCGAGACCCAGGUAAUGAACAAGUGCUCGAAGCCCGGCGUGUUGUACUCGAUAGACUCGACGAGCGAGAACGCGGGCAUCCCGUACGCGGACUACUUCACUGUGCAGGUGCACUACUGUCUGCGGCGCGAGGCUGGCGCCAGCUCCAGCCUCGCCAUGUACGCGCACGUCCACUACAAGAAGACCAUGUGGCCGGUGAUCAAGAGUUUCCUAGAGAAAAACACGAUGUCUGGUCUGGAGGACUACGUGCGCCUGAUCGAGAGCCAACUGUCGGCGGAGGCCGCGGGCGCCGCAGCCGCCGCGCGCGCGGGGCGCCGUCGCAGGGGCGCCGGUCAGUGCGCGCGGGGGCGUCGCUCCACGUCGUCUUUAGAGAGCGGCGUCGCAGCGGCGGCGCCGCGCGCGGCGCUGCUGUCGCGGCGCGCGUCCGCCGCGCGCGCGCCCGCGCCGCGCCCCGCGCCCUCCGCGCUGCUGUUGUUGCUGCUGCUGCUGCUGCUGCUCAACGCCGUGCUCUACUGGCGGCUGUUCUGGGUCGACAGGCCCGUCUCCAGCGACGAUAUACAGCACAGGAUCAGUUCGCUGAGCGGCCAGCAGAUGGCGGAGUGGUCGAAGCUGCUGCAGCAACACACCGCGCGCCAGCACAAGCAGCUGGCGGCCUGGCAGGAGGCCAUACAUCGCUCGCUGCAGCAUCUACAACAGACGGAGGAGGACCUGAGGAAAUUACUAGAAACGAUAAAACCGUCGCUGGAGCGCGCGGCCGACGCUAAAGACGAGCUGUGAGUGACGAGGGUCUAUCGUGUAUUGAAGUGGUUGCGCGCGAUGUUAACAUGGUCUUAGUUCUCAUCGACAGAGAAUAUAGGCUUAUAUCCUUUAAUUCGCUCAUACAAAAGUGCGUAUUAGAAACACACGAGAAGAAACUGGACAGAACGAUAAUAUUUGUUGUCCCUCAACGUGUGCUCGGGCUAUAUAACAUAUAUUUCGUACAAAUGAUCGUGAUUUAUUGUUAUUUUUCUAUCUUUGUUUUCCCUUCCCACAUUUCAUUUUCUCCUUUUCCAGAUACCUUUAUUCAUCUUUUAACAUCACAAAACAUGAUUCUUCCAAUGUCACGCGCAACGCACUUCACAAAUAUUGUUUAAUUUUAUUGCUUCUUAAAAAUAGGAAAUGUUAAAUAUAGAAUAUAUUCAAGAAACUACAAUUUUGUAAUACUAUAUACUUGUUUUUUGCUUUUACAAUGCUACAAAAUUUAAGAAAUAUGAGUUUUCCCUGAUAUUUUAAGAAUUCUUUUUGGUGCCAUGUAAUUUCUAUAAUUUAAUGAAAUAUUCAGAUAUUCCCAUUAUUAUAGCAGCAAUAAAAUCUAAACGAAUUAUCAAUUAAAGUCUAAUAUCAAGUAUAAAUGUUAUGAAUUUAAGAUAUUUUAUCAUAUUUAUGUCUGCUAGGGGUUUUCAUAUGUUCUAUAAAUGUUGUUAUAAAAUCGUACAUAAUCGAGCCAGGGGAAACACCUAAAAAUAAUGUAAAAUAUUCAAAUGUUUUUCCAUUAUUUGGCAGCUAAUGUGUAUGUAAAGUUUUAGUACUAGCGAGUUGUAGUGUCGCAUCGAAUCGUUGCUAGCGAUGCGCAGUAGUGGCGUCUAGUACUAAUAACUCUCGUCUAGUAAUAAUAACAAUCAGUUUUCCCUAUCCGCCUGUACGAUUUAAUUGUAAUUGUUGUAUUUCACGUUUAAAUCGAGCACCAUAUUUAUCACACUUGAUGUUUAAGGGCCUAACUCUGAAGUUGUAGAUACCCAAACAAUGUCGCUCCGUGCACGACAAUUUCCUCUACAUCACUUACUGCACGGUUCAAACGGUUAAAAUUUCACAUUUUUUCUGCACAUAUUCGGUGUCCCGUGCACACCGAAUAUGGCUUAAAUAUAGCCUUAUGGCGUUGAUUCCAAUGGCCAAAAUAACUUGACAUUGACAGCUGUCAUGCAUCAACAGCGCCACAAUCGCAUGGACUCGGGUUCAUUCACUGGGUUGCCAGUUAUUAUAAAACUGAAGAGAACACUCGAAGAUUGUAUACUUCUAUUUUCUAUUUCCGCCCUCUUCAAAUACAUAACGUAUAUAUUGCUUUAAACAGUUCAACAGUCUUCUUUUCAGUUGUAUCUAUAACUUCAUCGGCGCGAUUCUGCACUGGGUUGCCAAUAUUUUCUUUUUAUAGAUAUUUAUGUUGCGGUUCUAUACUAGGAGCCUUGCCCCAUGCAAUGAAAACCUCACAGAUCCCUACUGUGAUACGUAUAGAUAAUUUUAAUUCCUAUAGUGAUGUUCGGUUAUAUGUGACGGUUAUAAGACGCCAAGCGUUCCUACGCUCCUUAAAGCUGAGUAACUGCCAACGCGUACGUUCAAAGCCUUAAAUUAAGUAUUCAAAGCGGGACUUUGUAAGAUAAUUAAGAUUUUAAUUAAUGAACUGACAUACAGGUCCAAAAUAUAAGUUUUGUUAGGGACAGAUAAGUACUUCAUCCUCUAAUUUUUACUUAUGGAACAUGUCAGUUUAGUUUGGUUAAACAAUAAUAAAUGUUGUUAUUUCAAUCUGUAUGUAUGUAAAACAUAUUUAAUAUUUAUUUAUUUCCGUGCAUAUUAGGCUUAUUUUAACGGAUACAUAAAAUGUAUGUACAGCAAAACUUAAUUUUAUAAAACAGCUUUACCAAAAAAAAUGUGAAUUAAAUUAGUAAUAUAAGAAAUACUGAAAAAUUCAUAGUAACUUGAAACGAUACUUCUGUUAUAUAUUUAUUUAUUUCUCAUUCAAGUAAUUUUGUCUCUAGAAUAUUUGGUAAUAAUUAGCUUGUAAGCGCGCCCAAUAUUGCAUUUUGAUCCUAAAGUUUAAAAAUAACUUUAUAAAAAACCACGCACACUGCGUUUCAUGAAUGUUCUGUACAUUCCAUUACUAUGCUUAAACGAAGCAAAAAAACAAUAAAAAAUUUGGUGAGCUGGUGCAAAUUAUCAGUUAAUAACAAAUGAGAGCCAAACGUAAUGAUAUUCAUACCUACAUGUAAGUUAGCAGUUAACAUAGUGACUUAAAACUUAGUGAUAUUUUUGAUGUGUAAUAAUAUAAACAAAGAAAUGACUGAACGCGUACAAUUUCAAGUGGCAUACUUUGGCAAUUUAUUAAAUUGAUAAUAUUUUUGUAUAUAGUUUAAGUCUACUGCAGAUUUUAAAUAUAUUUAACAUAGCCGCAACUCCCAAUUCUUUGUUUAUGUUAUUUAAUUAAUUUUAAGUCAAGCGCUCUUAUUUUCCAAAUCGUGGAUCGUUAUGAUCAGAAACUUAUUAAUGUAUCAAAACAGCAAUUCUGGAUAGUGAUCCAAGAGUGCUAAUUUUUAAAUCACAGAUACUUAAUUACGAAAAUACAAUAAUAUAAUUACCUACCACUUAUAAUUCGCAGAUUGUUGUACAACUAAUGUAAUUGUGGAACAAGUGUUUAAGAAUAUGUAUAGUAAUGUUAAAUUUCAGAGGUUUAUCCUAGACAAAUUAUAGUUUAGUAAGUAUAACUUUUUUUCUAUUCGCGGUGCUCCUGGUUUAUUUAAAUUGUAUUGAUACGUAUUAUUUUGUUUCACUUAUGCGAAACGAUAACGGCUCGAAAAUUGUAAAUACAUUAAUGUUUAUGUUUGGAAUUAUAUUUUAUUUUCCGACUUUUUUAAAUAAAAUUUAAUGUACCCGUAACAGUACUACAUGUUUCAAUAUUCGAACUUUUAUAGGUGUUUACAACUUACGUAUUCUUUUGAAUAUCACCAUAAAUAAUUAUAAUCAUGAUUAAUAUGCCUAAUAUUUUUUCAAUUUGCAACGUUGUAAACAAAAAUUCAUUCCAUAAAAUAUUGUAAUGAUCUGAGAGAACUUUUGUUAACAAAUAAUAAUUAUGAAAUAAGUGAUUGGACUGUAGUUUCCUAUUAGUUUUUAGACUGUGCAUGUCGUGGCUCCGCGGCGAGCGUGCACGAGAUUCCGUUAGUGUAAUUAUGAGUGUGCGUUCCAUUUUUCUGCAAAUGAAUAAAUCUUUUAAUGAAUUUA